This is a messenger RNA of Daldinia loculata, 1391 nucleotides long. RefSeq lists its product as uncharacterized. Lineage: Eukaryota; Fungi; Ascomycota; Sordariomycetes; Xylariales; Hypoxylaceae. The transcript has a single exon. The record is from RefSeq and is a predicted model, not a curated record. The coding region runs from base 268 to 744 and encodes 158 amino acids.
GUCCGGCACCCCCUCUCCCCGUCGAACGAUAUUAGUCCAAAAUCUAUAUUUUUCAAAUAAUACCCUCUUACCCUUUCUGUCUUCUUUUUCUUCUUCACGAGUUGAUCUCUUCAUUAUUCGCUAUUCUUCGUUUACGGUUUGCUUCAUCAUCAAUCCCCUUGUAAUUAUAUCAACUGUACUUUGUGGCAGGCCACAAUAUCCAACGAGUUCUAAUUCUUCGAUUCCCCCCGUACUAAUUCCCUAAAUUACGAAACACGCGCCGGCAUCAUGUUCCGCACACCGUUCCAACUCCUCGUCUUCCUCCUUUCCAUCUGCAACAUUGCAGUUGCUGAGGUUGAUGCCACACGCGAUCUGCUACCUCGACAAAGUCCCAGCGCGAACGAUGUGAAUUCGCCUAUCUGCCAGAACUAUGCGCUAGUAGCCAACCUUUCUACCGUCGCAUUGAACGCGACGUAUCGCGCGGCUUUCCUGCGUUCUUCUCCUCUUGGAACGUUUCCGGCCAGGGCUAUUUUGGAUGUAGAGUCCCCGAAACUCCCGGCGAUGAUGAUGGAUGUCCAAUUGAACCAACGAUGUGGAAAUUUGUCUCAGGCUGCUCUCGCCGGGGCUGCUGCAAACCUUAGCGCAGGUACCGUACUCGGCCUACCGAUCCUCGAAGCGCCUGGUAUUGAUCCCGCCAAUGUUGCCAUGCCUAUCGUGGGAAUUGCGAUCUUCUUGAUGUUUGGUGGAACAUGGCUUGCAUUGUAAGCUACUCUAGCAUAGGGAUUUCGCGACGAGUUACGGGGAAUUUGAAGUUUAGGGCCUCCUUGAGUGAGAUAUCUAGUUGGCUUAAGGUUGAACAUUGCAAUAGGGUUGAUGGAUGCAUCUCGGAAUUGCUAUGUAUAUAUAUAACUGUCUAGUUUGCCGUUGGGCAGUUGUACUAGCAAUAUAAUGAAAGGAUGUUUAAGUGGCCAAUCCUAGGUUCUACAACGUUGUGAAAAUGGGAUGAGUUGCUCCUAGUGAAGUGUAUUAUACCUUUCACGUACCCUUUGUCUUGGGAUAGUUAUACGUUAUUGCAACUAUCAAGGAUAGAAGAAUAUAAAACUAAGAGUCCACGACUUGCCAACGUAGCAACACCAUGCUUGUUCAGGUGGACUUAUAUGACUUUUUAGAUUGGUAACUAUACUGGAUGAGCUUAAAAGUAAACCUUGGAAUAAAAUUGAGAUAUGUAAUACUGGGACAGCUUGAAGCAUCCCGCUAAUAUUCCUUCUGUACAUACCUGGUGCGUCUGCGGGGUGGUCAAACUUACCUGUAUGUAGGUACCUAAGGUAUAGGAGGUACCUAAUGUAGUGUACCUGUACUACUUGUCAUAUGGUACGACCGUAACGAUAAGGGCUUCACUUCUAUUUUAUGAG